Messenger RNA from Trichomonas vaginalis G3, 608 nucleotides. RefSeq lists its product as uncharacterized. The record is from RefSeq and is a predicted model, not a curated record. The annotation marks the transcript as partial. The transcript has a single exon. NCBI's taxonomy places the organism in Eukaryota, Parabasalia, Trichomonadida, Trichomonadidae.
AUGGUUUGGACACCAUUAAGUUAUCAGGAUAUUCUACCAUUACCGAACAUGCAAGCCAAUGUUACAAGCUAUAUUCCAAUCACUAAUCACUUCACUCCUAUCUAUGAAGGUAUCAAAGUUAUUGAUACUGUAACUUGGAAUGCCGAUAAGAGUACGAUAUCAUUUGGUACCAAGUUUAUUAAGUUCACUAAGAAGAAUGCAAACUUCUUUGAAAUGAUUACAUACUGUAACUCAUUCUCUUUGGACCCUAACAUCUAUAGUGAUUUGGUGACAAGAUAUUCGGCAAAGACUCUAAACUUCCCAAUCAAAAGAAUUGACUGCAUUACUAUGGAUGGUUCAAUGGCUAAAGGUGAAGGAACUCCUUGUACAUUCACGGCAGCAUUUACUCCAUUAUAUGUGAACACCAUUUAUACACUAUUUAAGAAAACACCUAAUUAUAACACUACCUAUGAAAAUCCAUUGUUUGAACAAAUUCAAUUGAACUGUGGAGCAUAUGGUAACAUACCCGCUGAGGCUCAAGCAUCUAAUGAUCCAAUCUUCUAUGAGAUGCAGGCAAAUGCCACUAACAAUAAUAACGAUACUGUUGGCUUCAACUAUGAUGUCAUGAG